AUGAGACAAACUCUUUCCCGGAUAAGGGUCAAUAUCGGCCGGUAUCUCAAGAAGGUGAACUUGGACAACUUCGUACUUGGCAAAAAACCCUCUGCCGACCCGACCAAGAAACCAGGAUGGGUUCUUGACCCGACAAAAAUUCCAGCCUGGAAUAUCACCCGUUAUCCGCUACUUAAACCCGACACUAUUAUCCAAGGAAGAGUCCGCGAUCCCAGAUCCAAUGCUGCGAGGGAAUUCCAGAGGCAAGAAGGUGCCCGACUGCGAAAGGCAUUGAACCGGAUCACCCAUGGCCGGAACAUCUUUGUGUACAGCAACAUGAGAACGAGCCAGGUCGUUUACUCACUAACCCGAUCCCUUGAGAGAAACAAUGUGCUAUCACAAUUGAUAUACCACGGAAAGAAAACAGUGCCAGCCUCCCUCCGCAAGGACAUGUGGGUUCCGUACUACUCAGUCCAUUUCGACGACGCCAAAGUCGGUCUUCGAGCCUUCCAUCUUCUGCGCGAGUUCUCUACGCAACGACAACUUUCCCCGCCCAAGGAAUUGGUCUCCACAUCCCAAGCGUGGCUGGACAAGAGACGACCCAAAGAGCCGGAGGAAGCCAAGAAAUUCGACGAAGAAUACGAGAAAAGGGUGGGACAGUUGAUGAAAAAGAGGGACAGAGCCCGUGCGGUCAUGAACCAAAAAGCCACUAGCGUUGCCGAUAUUGCCGCCAUAAUCGCCAUUCAGGAAGAAGAAAUCAAGAAUGAAUUCGCGUCUGGCAAGAGAGGAUACAUGACGCGCAAAGCGCGGCAGCGCAGGCGACAAGGAAGAAUGGCGGAUCAACAAGCGUCAGAGGCGGCCGCCAAGCGAGUACAGGAAUUUGAGGAGCUUGUUGGAUACAAGAUUGGCGACAUUACUGGGAUCAAGGAGUACAACCUUGAGCCACAGCAGGUCAAGAUUCUGUGGAACGAUAUUCACGAUGCCCAGUGGGCCAAGACCUGGCCGGACCGUGUCAGCCAUGGCGUACUGGAUUUAACCCACCAGCACAUCAUCCCGGGACAAAAGCGCGAUGGGAAUGAUGAUAUUCUAGCCGAGAAUGCGUUUGCAGAGGGAAAACCAGAAGUUGUAGAGGAGCAGGCCACCACCCAGUGA
Talaromyces rugulosus is the source of this 1131-nucleotide messenger RNA. RefSeq lists its product as uncharacterized. The transcript is spliced from 2 exons. Lineage: Eukaryota; Fungi; Ascomycota; Eurotiomycetes; Eurotiales; Trichocomaceae. Bases 1 to 1131 code for a protein of 376 amino acids. Gene Ontology annotation, cellular component: nucleus; mitochondrial large ribosomal subunit. Gene Ontology annotation, biological process: positive regulation of mitochondrial DNA replication; DNA recombination. The record is from RefSeq and is a predicted model, not a curated record. Gene Ontology annotation, molecular function: single-stranded DNA binding; structural constituent of ribosome; DNA strand exchange activity.